AUGCAUACCUCAACUCUCAUCUACUUGUCUCUCGCUCUCACAUCCAACGCCUUUCCUUUGGCUCGUCAGUCUUCAUCUGCCACAGCCCAACCCUCUACAUACCAGCGUCGAAGCGCAGAGUACGAUGUUGUGAAUGUUGGAGGUGAUCCGGACGCUCCCCAGUCUGUCGAAACGGUCAUCCAAACCGUGACUGCCCCAGGCGCUCCUCCGCAGACUGUGACUGUGCCUGUGCUUCAAACUCCCACUUACUCGCCUUCCUCAUCGGUACCAUGGGGCAGCAGCUCUUCUGCGUACCCAACAUCGGCACCUAGCUUGUUUGCGCGCGGCUUGGAGAGCACAUACCCCGCCAGCAGCUCUUCUAGCUUCCUAUAUGCCCGCAACUGGGAAAGCACUUCAUCCCCGGCCAGCUCUUCUGCGUACCCCACACCAACGCCCUCUAGCAACCUAUAUGCGCGCAACUGGGAGAGCACUUCAUCCCCGGCCAGCUCCUCUGCGUACCCUACAUCGACCCCUUCUGGUACACUAUAUGCGCGCGCUUUGGAGAGUAGCUCGUACCCAGCCAGCAGCUCUUCUAGCUUCUUAUAUGCCCGCAACUGGGAGAGCACUUCAUCCCCGGCCAGCUCUUCUGUCUCCGCAACUGCUACCCCCGUCCCUGCCUACAUUGCGCGCGGCUUGGAGAGCACAUACCCUGCUAGCAGCUCUUCUGCCUCCUUGUUUGCCCGUGCUUGGGAAACCCCCAGCACAUACCCCGCCAGCAGCUCUUCCGCCUACGCAACUGCGACUGCCGCCCCUUCUGGCUUUAAGUUUGCACGCGCCUUGGAGAGCACCAGCACAUACCCCGCCAGCAGCUCUUCAGUCUCCCCAGUUGCCAGUGAAACGGCAGUCCCUUCCGGAUUCACAGCCAUGGACAGACUUGCACGUGCUCUGGGAACGUCCAUGAACAUCCACCGACGGGCCCAUGAUGGGGAUGCUGCCUUGGCCUACGCUCAACUUGGUGCUUAA
Messenger RNA from Aspergillus puulaauensis, 1002 nucleotides. RefSeq lists its product as uncharacterized. Bases 1 to 1002 code for a protein of 333 amino acids. The transcript has a single exon. Lineage: Eukaryota; Fungi; Ascomycota; Eurotiomycetes; Eurotiales; Aspergillaceae. The record is from RefSeq and is a predicted model, not a curated record.